Messenger RNA from Colias croceus (clouded yellow), 1630 nucleotides. RefSeq lists its product as uncharacterized. The transcript has 2 exons. Lineage: Eukaryota; Metazoa; Arthropoda; Insecta; Lepidoptera; Pieridae. The record is from RefSeq and is a predicted model, not a curated record. The coding region runs from base 234 to 620 and encodes 128 amino acids.
UAUAUUACUUGCUCUGUGCCAACUGCAACUGGGUGCUCAAAAAUCAUCAAAAAUUAUUGUGAUUGAGACGUGAGUACACAAACGGAAUGCAGUGAAGGUGUAGAUGGAUAUAAUAUUACUGUCUAAAAUAAUAAGAUGCUAUCUACUUAUGCUAUAGUAUUGGAGCAAACAUUACGAAUAAUAUAAAUCAAUUGAAUUUGAUUUAGGUAGGUAACAUAUAUUAUACUAUCAAGAUGAACAGGAAAAGGAAUGUAAAUUUUAUAAAACCUGAUGACCCACCAUUUUUAAAAGCUUUAAAAAAGCAGGCUGGCUAUGAUGACAGAAAUCAUAAAUUUGAUGAACUUCAAAACAAUGACGAGGAUUUUGUAAAUGAUGAUGAUACAGAGUUACCCCAAGUAGUAGUUUUGAAAAAAGGUGACCUUACUGCAGAAGAAGCUGAGAUUGAAGAAGAAAAGUUGAAAAAAAUUGAGUCUGAAACUAAAGCAGAUUUAAAUCAAAGAGUAAUAUUUAAAAAUAAGAGAAAAGUUAGUGAAGCAGGUAAAAAAGGCUCUGAGGAUAAAUCAAAAAGCAAAAAAAGUAAACAAUUAUUGUCAUUUGCUGAUGAAGAUGUAGAUGAUUGAAGAAAUUAAUAGAUAAUUAGGGCCAAUUUUUCAAACCUUAGUUAAAACUUAUUCAUCGAAUAUCGUAUUAAACAACCACUUUAAAAAUGUGUUACUUGCCCACUUGUUGACAGUUUUUAGGUGACAUCUGUAUAUUAUUGUGUAAUACUUUAUUGGGCGGAUAAGAUUUAACUAAGGAUUGAAAAAUCAGCCCUUAGGGCCAAUAUAAUAUUAAUGAAAAAAUAAUAUUAAUGUUAUAAAAUAAAACACCAUGUGCUUUUCAAAAAAUCAACAUUUUUUCUAUCAGUUUUUGAUAAUCUUAAACCAAAAUUAUAUUCGUACAUAAUCUUAUGAUCUAUAGGCAUAAACAAAAGUACUUGCCGCAUUAUAUAAUUUGACACAAGUUGCAAAUAAAAUUAUAUGUUCGAUAAACAAUGUAUUGUCAGUCAGUUUACAAGAUUGUGUCUGGAAAUGAUUAAGGGGGGAUACUUUUUCCUGAAUCUUCAUGACUUCUUCGUUUUUUUGGUUUAGUUUUUGAACCGUUUGGGGGAAUAAUUGUUGGUUCAUUUUUAUAAUAUAUCUGGGAAACAUCAAUACCAUUUUCAUAUUCAAGUAAUUUUCUCAACAAGAAUUUUCUUUCAUCCUUAACAAUUUGAAUGUUUUCUUGAAUUUUAGCAACUUCAUCACACAGUGCUGCAUUCUCCUAAUAAAAUUAAUGAAAAUAUUAAAAUAAAAUCUUUAAUGAAAUAAUAUCACACUUUGAAUUAAAUAUUUUUUUAUUUAAUAUAGAUAUCUCAUUUUAUUUAUCUUAAAAUAAAUAAUAAAAAUAGUGUUCAGAUUUCACAGUGUUAUUUAGAAAAUGAUAUCACGUAAAUGGAAAAUUUUCUCUGUUUGCUUCUACCCACUUUAAAAUCAAAAUUAUUCUUACUAAAUUAAAAAAGAAUUGAGAAUAAUUUGUGAUUUAAUAUAAUAAUAAUGUAUUUAUGUAUAAAAACACGGAUACUCACAAUUAUAAGACUUUUAACUUUUAA